AUGGAGUUUGACGAGGACAUGUCGGGGCUGCAGAUCGAGGACCUGGGAGAGUAUUUCCUGCAGACGGACAUCAACGACAACUGGAAGGGCUUCUCGCUCGGCUACACGGAUGAAGAGCAACAACAGCAGCAGCAACAGCAACAAAAUGCCAAGCAACCGGCGACUUCCACUGCUGCUGCUGCUGGUGGUGGUGGCACCAGUUCUGUUCCGCACUUGACGUCGCCGCCGUUGUCGAGUAUCUCGGAGAUGCUCAAGCACGGCAACGGCCUGGGGGUCGGACUGGGCUUCGGGUCCCCGCGGAAGGACUUCACGACGCUGUUUCAGACCGGACUGACCCCGGCCAGUGCCAAACCCGAUGUAGCCAUGAUGAACCGAACUGCGAGAGACGCCAUGGAGCUUGCGAGCUUCAGCUUGGACCAGCACAAGAAACCAGCGGCUAUCAAGCCCGCUGCUCCAAAGCUGCCGAGUCCGCAGUGCCAGAACAUUUUGAGCAGCGACGACGACGACAUGAACUCGUUCAGCAGUGCGGCGGCGUUUAAACGUGAAUUUGACUUCAUGACUGUGUCAUGCGACGCCAGCGGAUGCUCGACGAUCGGGAGUGCGUCCACCAUCAGCGCGCCGUCGCCCACGCCCGAAGACGACCGAGGGUUCCGAAAGAAGUCCCGGGAGAAGAUGCGUCGUCAAGAGGUGAAUGUUAAGUUUGAAGAGCUCGUGGAUCUGCUCGGUCUGUCCAACCGCGUCCGCAAGAGCGCGAUUUUGCAGGAAGCUGUGUCGGCUAUCAAGAGCCUGAAGAGGGAGCGGGACGAGCUGCGUCGGGACCGCGAUCGCCUGCAGCAAGAAGUUAGCAAGCUCGCGACUUGCCUGCAGUAUUCACACCUCGGGUCCGUGGCAAACGCCGUCGCCAUGAACCAGCAGCCGAAUCAGCCGCUGCCUCAUAUGAACCCGUCGAUGCCGCACCUUAAUCAGCCACACGACCGACAAGCAGCGGCGGUCUCGAGCGGGAUGCAAACGGUCCACACGCAUCCGCUUAACGUCCCGUGUAACCCGGUAUGUAGGCAGGGGCUAGUUCAAUUCUGA
This is a messenger RNA of Phytophthora sojae, 1077 nucleotides long. RefSeq lists its product as hypothetical. The record is from RefSeq and is a predicted model, not a curated record. NCBI's taxonomy places the organism in Eukaryota, Oomycota, Peronosporomycetes, Peronosporales, Peronosporaceae. The transcript has 4 exons. Gene Ontology annotation, molecular function: protein dimerization activity. The coding region runs from base 1 to 1077 and encodes 358 amino acids.